Molecule: messenger RNA, 1119 nt
Organism: Chrysochloris asiatica (Cape golden mole)
Lineage: Eukaryota; Metazoa; Chordata; Mammalia; Afrosoricida; Chrysochloridae
Gene: FA2H
Product: fatty acid 2-hydroxylase
Exons: 7
Coding region: 1-1119 (372 amino acids)
Biological process (GO): fatty acid metabolic process; lipid biosynthetic process
Cellular component (GO): membrane; endoplasmic reticulum
Molecular function (GO): fatty acid 2-hydroxylase activity; iron ion binding
Source: RefSeq, a predicted model, not a curated record
AUGGCCCCCGCUCCGCCCCUCUCCACCUCCUUCUCGUCCGCCGACGUCCAGAGGCACCUGGAGGCUGGCCUCUGCUGGGUCCGCUGCGGUGCCCGUCUCUACGACCUGACCGGCUUCGUGCGGCAACACCCGGGUGGCGAGCAGCUGCUGCAGGCGCGGGCUGGCCAGGAUAUUAGCGCCGACCUGGACGGGCCGCCGCACCGGCACUCUGCCAAUGCGCGCCGGUGGCUGGAGCAGUACUACGUGGGCGAGCUGCGAGGGGACCCGCAGAUUGCCACAGAAAAUGGGGCCGUGACUUCUGCAGAGACUCAGAAGACAGACCCUGAGAUGGAACCAAGGUUGAAAGAGGUGGAUUGGGACAAGGACCUAGUGGACUGGCAGAAGCCCCUACUUUGGCAGGUGGGCCACUUGGGAGAGAAGUAUGAUGAGUGGGUGCAUCAGCCGGUCAUCAGACCCAUCCGCCUCUUUCACUCGGACUUCAUCGAGGCUCUCUCCAAGACUGUCUGGUACAGCGUUCCCCUCAUCUGGCUUCCCCUGGUGCUGUACCUCAGUUGGUCUUACUACCAAACUCUCGCCCAGAGCAAGGUUCGACUCUUCAUGUCCUUCACCACAGAUUACUCGGUGACAAUGUCGGAGUCCAUGUUCCCAGGCCUCUUCAUGUUGGGGAUGUUCCUUUGGAGCCUCAUCGAGUACCUCAUCCACCGCUUCCUGUUCCACAUGAAGCCUCCGAGCAACAGCUAUUACCUCAUCACACUGCAUUUCAUAAUGCACGGUCAGCACCACAAGGCUCCUUUCGAUGGCUCGCGCCUGGUCUUCCCGCCGGCGCCAGCAUCUAUGGUGAUCUUCUUCUUCUACGUGCUAGCUCGCCUCAUGCUGCCCGAGGCGGUGGGGGGCACUUUGUUCGCCGGGGGCCUCCUGGGUUACGUGCUCUACGACAUGAUGCACUACUACUUGCACUUCGGCUCACCACACAAGGGCUCCUUCCUGUACAACAUGAAGGCCCACCACGUCAAGCAUCACUUUACACAUCAGAAGUCAGGAUUUGGCAUCAGCACUAGAUUAUGGGAUUACUUUUUCCACACCCUCAUCCCGGAGGAAACCCACCUGAAGACACAGUGA